This is a messenger RNA of Schistosoma bovis, 426 nucleotides long. Lineage: Eukaryota; Metazoa; Platyhelminthes; Trematoda; Strigeidida; Schistosomatidae. The record is from the annotation of a GenBank genome assembly.
AUGCUUGCAAAAAUAAUUAAUGGUCCAGAUGCUAUUGUUUACAACACUCACUGGCAUAGUAAUAUAGAAACUGGCAAAACAAAUUCUGUUGUGAGUUGCCCUAAACCUCCAGGUCAUGUGAUCGGUAUUGGAGGAUCUCAAGUAGACAUAUACUCUCAUCCUAUACAAUCGCGGACUGAUGUCUUUGUCCAGAAAGUUGGAAGUGAGGUGUUUAGUUCGUUGACCAAUGAAAGGCUGCAGGUUUUGAACGUACCUUAUCGUGAUUAUAAACAUACCACACAUUAUGGCUCACCAAAGACCAAAAAUUACACCACAAGUAUACCAAGUCACAGAGCCCUGAAAUCCGAUGGUAUAUACGUGAACUGUCCAUUUAAACCAUCUCAAAAACCUGAGUCCAGCAAACAUUAUAACACAAGAUACCAGUAA